This is a messenger RNA of Moesziomyces antarcticus, 1824 nucleotides long. Its product is annotated as phenylacetyl-CoA ligase. Gene Ontology annotation, molecular function: CoA-ligase activity. Gene Ontology annotation, biological process: secondary metabolic process. The transcript is spliced from 2 exons. The record is from RefSeq and is a predicted model, not a curated record. Bases 1 to 1824 code for a protein of 607 amino acids. Lineage: Eukaryota; Fungi; Basidiomycota; Ustilaginomycetes; Ustilaginales; Ustilaginaceae.
AUGAUCUUCACAUCCGCCGCUGAGCCCGUCAAGGAGCUUCCGGACCACCUCGACGUCUAUGGCUUUCUGUUCGAAUACUUUCCCUCAUCUCGUCCCGAUACGCGCAACACCGGUCUCCCGCUCUUCAUCGACGAGCAGACCGCCCAACAAUGGACUUUCGAAGAGACCAAGGAGAACACCGACCUUCUCUCCGUCGCGCUGGCAGAGAAGUGCGGCAUCAAGCCCGACACGCGUGCUGCCAUCUACGCCACCAACAGCAUCUACUAUCCUGCCACCAUCUGGGCCAUGCAUCGCCUCGGAGCCGUCGUCUCGCCCGCCAACGCUGCUUUCAUGGCAAAAGAGCUCGGCCUGCAGAUCCAAGAGUCCAAUUCCAAGCUGCUCUUUGUGAGCGAGGAUCCCGUCUCGCUCAAGAAUGCUUUCGAAGCCGCAAAGAUCGCCAACAUCCCGCGCGACCGCAUCGUCAUCAUCCAGGAACCCUACACCGUACUCAAGUAUUCCGAAUCCAACUACGGCCGCAUCCAGCGCAAGUCGCAGGGCGCAUGGACGCUCGCCGGCCUCAUCGAGGAAGGUCGUGACAUUGUCAAGGCCAAGGGCGACGCCAUCCUCACCUCUACACGAUACAAGCUCAAGCCAGGCGAGGCCAAGACCAAGAUCGCGUUUCUGUUGUUCUCAUCUGGCACGACUGGACUACCAAAGGGUGUUGCGAUCCAGCACUUUGCGGUCACUUCCAACGCACUCCAGACCAUGGCUUUCAACAAGGUCGGCAGCAGUCUUGGCGCCAAAGGCCGCUUCUGCCCUGGCAAAGACGUCUCGCUUGGCGUCCUGCCCCAGGUCCACAUCUUUGGCCUCAGCACCUGUACGCACUUUCCCUUUUACGCCGGCAUUGCCAACGUUGUCAUCAGCAAGUUCCGUGGCAUCGAAGCCAUGAUCAAGACCAUCAUCAAGUACAAGAUCAGCGUGUGGUGGCUCGUGCCGCCCAUGGUGGUGCUCUUCUGCAAGGACCCGAGCGUUGCGCCGUAUCUGGACGAGCUGCGCAAGGUGGCGCGUUUUGCCAUGGUCGGCGCUGCACCACUGUCCGAAGACCUCAGCAGGCAAUUCAGCAAGAUCUUCCCGAAGCUCGACUGGGGCCAGGGAUCCGGUAUGACCGAGACGUGUUCGGUCACGACCAUGUUCCCUGUAGGCGAGCCUGUCGUCAUGGGAUCGGCAGGGCGUCUCUUCUCCAACACCGAGGCCAAGGUGGUCAAUUCGGAAGGCACGGAGGUCGGCUACGACGAGCUUGGUGAGCUCUGGCUGCGUGGGCCCCAGAUCACACUCGGGUAUACGAACAACGAAAAGGCGACGCGCGAGACCUAUGUGGAAGGAGGCUGGCUGCGCAGCGGCGACGAAGUCAGGAUCGACAGGAACGGCGAUGUCUUUUUCAUCGACCGUCUCAAGGAGCUCAUCAAGGUCAAGGGCUUCCAGGUAGCGCCCGCUGAGCUCGAGGGCUUCCUCCUCGACCAUCCCGACGUGUCGGAUGCGGGCGUGAUUGGGAUUCAGGACGAAUCCGCAGGCGAACUGCCGUUUGCAUUCAUCGCGCUCUCGCAGGACGCCAAGAAACGCGCCGCUUCCGGCGGCAGCAAGCAGCAAGACGAAAUCCGCCAGUCCAUCCUCAAGUUUGUCGCGGACAACAAGACCCGCUACAAGCACCUGUGCGGUGUAGCAUUCAUCGAUGCGAUCCCAAAGACCGCUUCGGGCAAGAUUCUGCGUCGCGAAAUGCGCGACAUGGCCAAGAAGCUCGCGCCAGAAGAUCUGCGCCAGAAGCGCGACGUUGCCGCAAAGCUUUGA